AAUAUCUUGGUAUUUGCUUAAAGUGUACACGUUAUCGCCCGUAAUAAUGGAUACUCCCCAUAUUGAUAAAUAUUUUGAUGUAUUUGAUUACAUAGUGUUUGCUGCAAUGUUAUUAGUGUCCGCGUUAAUUGGUGUAUAUUUUGCAUUUUUUGCAAAAAUUAAACAAAAUACAACAUCAGAAUAUCUCAUGGGAGGAAAAACCAUGGGUAUUUUUCCAAUUUCUAUGUCAUUAAUUGCAAGUUACAUUUCUGGAAUAAGUGUUCUUGGAAUUCCAGCCGAAAUGUAUAUCUAUGGAACACAAUUUUGGAUGGUUUUAUGUUCCAAAGGAGUUGUUUUUCUUGCGAUGGCCUUUGCUUAUUUGCCGGUUUUCUACAAGUUGCAAAUAACAUCAAGUUAUGAGUACUUAAAUCUUCGUUUUAAUUCCACUGUUCGGCUAUUAGGAACAAUACUAUUUUUGACAAAAAUGCUUCUUUAUAUUCCCAUUGUUAUUUACGUACCUGCAUUAGCCUUUAGUCAAGUUACAGGAAUUAAUUUACACUUGGUUACUCCUAUAGUGUGUAUCGUCUGCAUUUUUUAUACUACUUUGGGAGGUUUAAAGGCUGUUGUUUGGACAGAUACGAUUCAAACCAUUAUUUUGUUUGGAUCAAUGAUUGUGGUUAUAUGGAUGGGAACGAGCAGUGUAGGAGGAUUUCAAGAGGUUUGGAGUAGAAGUAUGAAAGGGGGAAGAAUAGAUUUUUUUAACAUGAACUUAGAUCCUACUAUCCGGCAUACAUUUUGGACAGUAACUAUUGGAAACUAUUUUAUGUGGCUGGCGUCAUGCUCUGUUAAUCAAGCAAUGGUUCAAAGAUGUCUAGCAAUGCCGUCGUUAAAGUCUGCCAGAAUAACUAUUGGAAUUUUGGUAAUCGGUAUUGCAUGCUUAGUUUCAAUGUGUUGUUACAUGGGCCUGGUUAUUUACGCAGCGUAUUAUAAAUGUGACCCAGUAACCAGAGGCUCAAUACAUAAAUCCGAUCAACUGUUGCCAUAUUUCGUGAUGGAGAUAGCAGCUUUUAUGCCUGGCUUACCCGGAUUAUUUGUUAGUGGAGUUUUUAGUGCUGCUCUCAGCUCAAUGUCCACUGGGUUGAAUUCUAUGACUGGUGUUAUUUUCGAAGAUUUAAUAAAACCCAGAAUUAAAAAACCACUGUCUGAAAGUAGAGCUAGUUUGCUAAUGAAAGUUAUAGUAGUAUGCAUUGGAGCUAUUUGCGUUGGGUUGGUAUUUUUGGUUGAAAAAAUGGGAGCUCUUAUCCAAGCCGCUGGUAGCCUGAGUGCUAUAACUGCCGGUCCUUUAUUAGGAAUAUUUACUCUAGGAAUGUUUUUCCCCAUUGCUAACUCAAAGGGAGCCCUUACCGGUGGACUUAUAAGCGGAGCCCUUGUAGCCUGGAUUUCAAUAGGAACUCAAAUGAAAAUGGCUAGUGGUGUGAUUAAAUUUCCACAAAAACCUGUGUCCGUUGAAGGUUGCAACGCUAACUGGGUAGCAGAAUACUUAAGCCUUACUUUGGUACCCGACGGUACAGCCAAACCUAUAGAACCAACUUUCUUUUUAUUCCAACUCUCCUAUAUGUACUACACUGCGGUAGGUACGAUUACAACGAUUGUAAUUGGGCUUAUUGUUAGCUAUUUAACAAAGUCCGAACAAGAUACUUUAGUACACAAAGACUUACUAUCACCGUUAGUGCAUGGAUUGUUAAGCGAAGAAAAUACAAGUCAACAAAGAAAUCCACGUAAUGAUGUAAUUUCUCUUAAUCAAAUAAAAAAUAAACAAUGA
Brassicogethes aeneus is the source of this 1801-nucleotide messenger RNA. NCBI's taxonomy places the organism in Eukaryota, Metazoa, Arthropoda, Insecta, Coleoptera, Nitidulidae. The record is from the annotation of a GenBank genome assembly.